GUCCAGAGGCUCAGACCGACGCCCCGUCAGAGGCCCCAGCGAUUGUCACCACCACCACCACCACCACCACCGUCCUCCUCAGCCCCACGAGUGCCUCUACAAGCCCCGCCCUCGAUCUGACCCAGCCGGCUGAGGAGCCCGAAGAGGAUUCGGAGCUUCCCAACGUGGUCCCUGAGAGUCCGGUGGAGCAGAUCAUUGAGUUCAGUAUCGACCUGGUGGAUCCGGGUUACAGAGAGCUGCUGGGCGACUCAGACUCCCCCCAGUACAUCGACCUGGCUCACCACCUGCAGGACCAGAUGCUGCAUGUUUUUGACGAACUCCCAGGAUUUAAAGCCAUUCAUGUGCUUGGAAUCAGCGAGACCCAGGACACUGACGGGCCCGGCGGAAUCUCAGUGCACUACUCUCUGGUCUUUGAGAUUAAUUCCCCUCAAACCAACUCUGAGAAUUCAGAGACGGCGACCGGUGCACCCGAGUCCACAGACGGCUCUGGACUCAGGGAAAUGGUGACCAAGGCGUUACGUGAGGAGGCCUCCCUGCCAAUCGAUCUGGACUCGCUUAACUUCGAACCAGAAAUGAUCGUCCUGCCAGCACUGACAUCAACCUCUUCAGUCCAAGUAGUGAAUGAGUCCAGUGAGUCCAGUGAGCCGGAUUCACAUAACGAGUUUGAAGUUUUCACAGACGAACCAGAAGUUGAUAAACCUCGGCUGGUGGUUCCCCUAACCCCACUGGAGAAGGAAAAUGCCCUGGUGACUCUGCUCGAUCCCACGGCUGUCCCAGAUGAAGAGACAACGGCGGUGACUGAUGGGAUUGUAGAGAGCAGCGAUCAACCCCCAGCCUCCGAGGACCAUACUGAUGAGUCAGAGGCAAUUUAUGACAGUGAGGCUGAGCCCACAAAUGAAGAAGAGGAGGAAGAAGAAUUGCUGAUCAUUUCACAUAAGAUUGAAACCAUUCAUCACGACGAAACCGGCGAACUUGUGCGCGACUACAUACCGACCCUUUCCCCUCCCUUGAUUCUGGAGGUGGCGACUGAUGCUCCAUACGUCAGUCUGUCUCCCAACCUGAUACCAGAGGAAGACCUGACGCCUGUUGAUGAGGGCAGAGAAAAUCCUAGCUUAGAUGUUGUCCAGGUUACCCCCACCACUCAGAUUUUAUUCACUCCCGCUGGAGAGGAGCUGUCUGAUGCUGGACUCCCCAUCACGACACUCUCAGCCAUCACAGGCCAGCCGCCCACAGAGCCAGCAAUCAACCCUCAAGAAGACGAAGAAGUUAAUGCUCUUCCAGAUGAGGAGGAGGUAGACUUGGGUUUCUCUGAACCCCAUGAACCUGGCGAUAUUUUUGAAACUGAGGCGCAGGAUGCUUCAGAGAUGGAAACUGAAGUUAAACUGCUUGAAGCAGAGGAAGAAUUGGUUAUCGAAACUGAUGAUAAGGUUCUCGAGGUUUUGCAGCCGACACCUGAACAAAUUGAAGUUUUUGAACCAGAGGUGGAAGCAACUAAAAUUUUAGAGCCAAAUGAAGACGGAGCUGAAGUUUUAGAGUCAGACAAAGAAGCAGUUGAAGUUUCAGAGCCGGAUGUAGCCGACGUUUCAGAGCCAGAUGUAGCCGAUGUUUCAGAGCCCAAUGCAGCUGACGUAUUAGAUUCGCACAAAGAAGUAGCUGACAUUUUAGAGCCAGAUGUAGCUGACGUUGCAGAGCUUGAUGUAGCUGACAUGUCAGAUUCAGAUACAGAAGUAGCUGAUGUUUCAGAGCCAGAUGUAACUGAAGUUUCGGAUUCUGAGCAAGAAGUAGCUGAAGUUUCAAAGCCGGAUGUAGCUGAAGUUUCAGAGCCAGAUACAGACGCAGUUGAAGUUUUAGAACCAGAGGAAGAUUCAGUAGUUGAAACUCAUGAAGAGAUUGCAGUUUCAGAGCCAGCAGAAGUCAUAGUUAAUGUUCCAGGAACAGAGGAGAAGGAGCUUGACAUUUCAAAACCAUUUGAAGUUUUUGAGCUAGAAGAAUCACAAGCAGAGGCAGAACCAGAUGAUAGUGCAGUUGAGGUUUUGCAAACAGAAGAGGAAAUUGGUGAAAUCACAGAAGAAGUAGAAAAAGCUCCAAAAACAAAAGAUGCGGUGGAAGAUUCAGAACAGGUUCCAGAACUUAAAGAAGAGUCAGAACCUGGUGAGCAUGCAGAUGAGGAAGUUUCAGAGCCAGAAGAAGAAGUGGUUGAAGUUGCAGGAUCAGAAGAACCAGUGCUGAAGGUUUCUGAAUCUGAAGCAGAAGCGAGUGAGGAGGAGAGAUUUGAUGUGAUUGUACCAGUUGUAGAGGAAGAAGUCAUUGACAUUCCAGCACCAGAGGAUGAAGUUGCCAAAACAGGGACGGAAGUGGUUGAGGUUUUGGAUGUGGAAGAUGUUGCUCAAGCUCCAGGGCCAAGUGAUGGUGUAUUAGACUUGUCGAAACCAGAAACAGAAUCUGUGCCAGAAGAGGAUAGCCAUGUAGCUGAAGUGAUAGAAAUCGGAGCUGAGGAAGUAGGUACGGAAGAAUCAGAAGAGGUGCAAGGAGUUUCAGAACCAAGUGAAAAUGUGGUAGAAGUUGUAAAGUUAGCUCCAGAACCAGCAGCAGAGAAAGAACCAGAAGUAGUACUAGAUGUAACUGAAAUCCCAAAACUUGAAAUAGAGGUUGUUGAGGAUGUAAAACCGGAAGAAGAAGUGGCUGUGGUCCCAGUUCUAGAUGAAGAGCCAGUGGACAUUUCAGAACCACACCUCCCUCCUGAAGCUGAGGAGGAGGUAGUUGAGAAUCCAGAACCAGAGGAAGCAUCAGAACCAGACAAAAGUACAGUUGAUGUUUUAUCUCCAGUGGAACAGCUACCUGAGGUUUCAGAGCCAGAAUCAAAAGAGGAGAUAGUCGUUGAGAUCCCAGAAUCAGAAGAGGAAGGUGUUGAUGUCCCAGAAACACACCCAGAGGAGGGCCUCGUUGACAUUUUAGAACCAGAGCCUGACAUUACUGAGCCACCCGCUGAAUCAAUUAAAAUCCUUCACCCCUUGGAUGAUAUGGAAGACCUUCACUUCGGAGAGGAUGCUGUUCAUGUUGAAAAUAACGAGUUCAUGCAUCCUGCCGGACCCGACUAUCACCACCCGUCAGAGGACAAUAAUUUACCCAUCAUGCCCAUAGACACCCAGCCUCCCAUCGAGGAUGUAAGUGAGCCUGACCAGGAGUAUCCCAUCAUCGAUGAUUUUCACAUUGAGGAGGAUGUUGACAGCAUCGACGCUCAGCUGGAGAGUGACAUCGCUGUCGUCAUGACGACCGAAACAACCAAGAGUGAUGUACACUUCGAAACAACCUCUCAUAUCGCAGAAGUGACAGCUCCAGACAAGCAAGACACAUCAGAGGGCACAAAAGUCACAGAAGAUUUGCUGGAGGAGACGCAGGAAAGUGAUUCAUCCCCAAAAAGAGACAUCAGUGUGACGGCGGCACCAGUCCCAGACUCCUUCCCCAUACCUCCAGCAGCUCCUGUCGAUCUGUCUGAAGUGUCCUCACCUCUCCCGACUGUAGACUCUGGACUCUUUGAGGUAGCAGAGCAAUCUGUAAUCCCUUCUUCUGCUGAGUCUUCAGAGGAUGAUAGCACUGAGCCGGAGGCUGAGUUGGCGCACAGUGAGCCAGCUGUUGUCAUUAUUGAUGAGGACUUGGAAGAGGCAGUGAAGAAAGGAGGUGAAAGCCACACCAGCCCACCAGCCGCCACCCAGGAAGUCAUUGAUGAGGCCGUUCAGGACCUGGCUGUGGAGCUGGAUCAAACAGACAUGCCAGCCACAGAGUCAAACGAGCUUCCUGAUGAGGGGAGUGGUUUCGUAUCUGUGGGAGAGGAACACAGCACUGUCAGCGUCACAGCCCCUCCUCCGGUGAGAUAUCUGACCACGCCCACCACGACCACGGCCAGUCACGGCCGGGAGCUGGUGGUGUUCUUCAGCCUGCGCGUCACCAACCUGGACUUUUCUGAGGACCUUUUCAACAAGACGUCAUCAGAGUACAGAUCGCUGGAGAAUACCUUCUUAGAUGUGCUGCUGCCGUUCCUGCAGGCGAACCUGACGGGCUUCAAGAAACUGGAGAUCCUUAACUUCAGGAAAGGCAGCGUGGUCGUUAACAGCAAGAUGAAGUUUGCCAAGUCGGUGCCGUACAACAUCACCGAGGCCGUCCACUGUGUCCUGGAGGAUUUCUGCUCUGCGGCCUCCAAGAACCUACACAUCCAGAUCGACACUCACUCUCUGGACGUUGAACCAGCUGAUCAGGCGGAUCCCUGCAAGUUCCUGGCCUGCGAUGAGUUUUCUCGCUGCGUGGUGAACGGCUGGACAAAGGAGGCUCAGUGUCUGUGUGAGCCAGGCUUCCUGUCGGUGGACGGCCUGCCCUGUCAGAGUCUGUGUGUCCUCCAGCCAGACUACUGCCAAGGAGGGGAAUGUCACAUAGUUCCUGGACACGGAGCUGUGUGCAGGUAA
This is a messenger RNA of Stegastes partitus (bicolor damselfish), 4457 nucleotides long. The record is from RefSeq and is a predicted model, not a curated record. NCBI's taxonomy places the organism in Eukaryota, Metazoa, Chordata, Actinopteri, Pomacentridae.